AUGUCUGUAACAGCAAUUCACAUGAACACGAUCAAUCACUUGCCAACAACCUGUAAAACCCUCAAUCUCCAGUUGCCCAUCUGCUCCAAUCACAGAUUCGCUCUCUGUAUUCGUCGUAAUCCCAACUAUUCUCUGUCUCAGUUGCUUCCAAAAACCCUAAAUGGCUACUCCUCUCACUCUCCUUCGUCUUCUUACGUCAAUCGAAGAUCGAGAUUCAACACUCGUAAACGCUUAUCUGUUUCCAUGGAGUGGCAAGACUGCACAGUGAAGAUGGAAGUAGAUGUUCCAGUAUCAGUAGCUUAUAACUUCUACUUGGAUCGUGAGUCUUUUCCUAAGUGGAUGCCUUUCAUUUCAUCCGUAGAGGUGUUAAAGGACAAGCCUGACCUAUCACGUUGGUCACUCAAGUACAAUGCUUUUGGACAAGACAUUAAGUAUUCUUGGCUUGCUCGCAAUCUUCAGCCUACUCCUAAUCAGAAAAUUCAUUGGAGAUCUCUUGAAGGUCUUCCUAAUAAAGGCAGCGUUCGGUUCUUCCCUAAAGGUCCUUCAUCUUGCCUCGUUGAGCUAACUGUAUCAUAUGAAGUCCCUGCUCUUUUAACCCCUGUGGCAUCGGCGCUCCGGCCCUUUUUAGAAAACUUGCUUAGAGGUGGACUUGAAAGAUUUGCAGCCUUGGCUAAAACCACUUAA
This is a messenger RNA of Eruca vesicaria subsp. sativa (arugula), 684 nucleotides long. The record is from the annotation of a GenBank genome assembly. Lineage: Eukaryota; Viridiplantae; Streptophyta; Magnoliopsida; Brassicales; Brassicaceae.